Tigriopus californicus is the source of this 586-nucleotide messenger RNA. RefSeq names its product ribosome biogenesis protein SLX9 homolog. NCBI's taxonomy places the organism in Eukaryota, Metazoa, Arthropoda, Copepoda, Harpacticoida, Harpacticidae. Gene Ontology annotation, biological process: maturation of SSU-rRNA from tricistronic rRNA transcript (SSU-rRNA, 5.8S rRNA, LSU-rRNA). Gene Ontology annotation, cellular component: nucleolus; preribosome, small subunit precursor; 90S preribosome. The transcript is spliced from 2 exons. The record is from RefSeq and is a predicted model, not a curated record. Bases 32 to 586 code for a protein of 184 amino acids.
UUCAGGCCUCUCUCCCGUGGGUUGAUUCGCCAUGGGAAAGAUCAACAAAAAAUUGGCCCUAAAAAAAGUGGCCCCAGUGGCUCCGGAGGCUCCAGUAGCCUCCCCUUCCAUUCAGAAAACAGGCCUCAAAAACAAAGAGUCUUCGAUAUUGAUGCUCAAGAAACCCGAGAAUCCGAUGAAAGCCACGCGAAUGAAGAAAAAGGAUAAACUGAAGCUCAAAAGAAAAGGCCUGGAGAAUAAAUUAGAGCAAGCGCACAACGCGAAGGCUGAGCUGAAGGCCAAAAAGAAACGCGAUAAGGUGCCAAUUAUCGGUGACACCAAACCCAUGUCGGACACGUUGAAGAUGCUGGACGCUAUUUUGGAAGAGGAUGAUCGCCAGAAGGCCAAACAGAGUGCCAAGAAGAAGCCCGUCCAAAAAAGGAAGGUCAAGACCAAGGACCGGAACUCUCAAUUCACGAAGGACUUGCACUUAUUUGCGCAGGUCAAGAAGCACAAGGAGUUCCUCAAGGACCCAUUUAACACCAUUGGAACGCACCUUGAAAACAAAGCUCUGGCUGACGCAGCCAUGGACGACAAUGACGUCUAA